AUGAAAUCGAGAUCCAACGACAACCACGCCCCGCACCCGCGUCUCUCCCAACCCGCGCACGCAUUAUCCUGGGAGACGAUCCUGCACGAGCUCGCCGUCAACCCAGACCACGGGCUCUCCAGCGUCGAAGCGGCCAAACGGUUGCAGCAGGAUGGACCCAAUGAGCUGGAGGAUGAGGAGGGGGUUUCCUUAGUGGGGAUUGUCAUCCGGCAGGUGGCCAAUGCGAUGAUGCUGGUGCUCAUCAUCGCCAUGGCCGUCAGCUUCGGCAUCCAGUCCUGGAUCGAGGGCGGCGUGAUUGGUGCGGUGAUCGGGCUGAACAUCGUCGUGGGCGUGUAUCAGGACUUCGCCGCCGAGAAGACGAUGGGCUCGUUGCGCUCGCUGAGCUCCCCCACGGGCACCGUCACCCGCGACGGGAAGACCCAGACGGUGCCGGCCAAGGAGUUGGUGGUGGGCGAUGUGGUGGAGUUGAAGGUGGGGGAUACCGUGCCGGCGGAUGUUCGACUCAUCGAAACCAUGAACCUCGAAACCGACGAAGCUUUACUGACUGGCGAAUCCCUCCCCAUCCCCAAAACCCCCCACCAGACCUACGAGCCCGAAACCGGACCGGGGGACCGCCUCAACAUCGCCUACAGCUCGACGACCAUCACGCGGGGCCGCGGCCGCGGCAUCAUCACCAGCACCGGGAUGGCCACCGAGAUCGGCCUCAUCGCGGCAGCGCUCCACGCCUCCAACCAGUCCGCCGCCCGCUACACGCGCCGCCGGCCGCGCACCGACCCAGACGACCCUCCGAAAAAGCGCGAGAAGGUGCUGACCCCGCUCGCCAAUUGGGGCGGAUCAACCACCGCCUACAUCCUCACCUUCCUGGGGCUGAACACAGGGACCCCCCUGCAGCGAAAGCUGUCGGCGCUGGCGCUGGUGCUGUUCGACAUCGCCGUGGUGUUUGCGCUGGUGGUGAUGGGGGCGAACGGGAUGCGCAAUGACCGCGAGGUGAUCAUCUAUGCGGUGGCGACGGGGCUGGCGAUGAUCCCGGCGUGCUUGGUGGUGGUGUUGACAAUCACCAUGGCGGCGGGGACGCGGUCGAUGGUCCGUCGGAAUGUGGUGGUGCGACGCUUGGAGAGUCUGGAGAUGCUGGGGGCGGUGCAGGACGUGUGCUCGGACAAGACGGGGACGUUGACGCAGGGCAAGAUGGUGGUGAAGCGCGCGUGGGUGGCGGGACUGGGGCAGUUGGCGGUGUUGGGCGAAGGGGGCGAUGUCCUGAACCCGGAGGGUGGGGAGGGGGUCAAUCUGGCCACCGCCGAUACAGACCGCACUCAGCCAUGGGAGUCCCGCAGGGAGGCCCUGCUCCAGGCGGACCACUCCGGGCCCCUCCUGCAACAAUAUCUCAAUGUCGCCGCCAUGGCCAAUCUGGCCCAUGUGCAUUACUCGGACGAAUCCCACGAGUGGCAGGCGCGCGGCGAGCCCACCGAUAUCGCCAUCCAGGUCUUCGCCAUGCGCUUCCACUGGGGACGAGAGCGAUGGACGGCUGGUCGCAACCCGGUGUGGACGCAGAAGGCCGAGUAUCCCUUCGACUCGACGGUCAAGAAGAUGUCGGUCAUCUUUGAGAACAGCGAGACCGCGGCCGCCAUGGUCUUCACCAAGGGGGCGGUGGAGCGGGUGCUGGACUCGUGCACGCAGGCUGUCUGGACAGCCGGUCAGGAGGCUAUUCCUUUAGAUGAGGAGAAGAAGCAGAAGAUCCUCCACAAGAUGGAAGAGUUGGCCCAGGAAGGUCUGCGCGUGCUAGCGCUGGCAUGGAAGCCGAUCCUCGCCCCAAGCGAGGCGGUGCCUGCGCGCGACGAGGUUGAGAAGGAGCUCACCUUCGCCGGAUUGAUCGGGCUGUAUGACCCUCCUCGCCCCGAAACCGCUGGCGCCAUCGAAGAGUGUCGUCGGGCGGGCAUCACCGUCCACAUGGUCACAGGCGACCACCCCGGCACUGCGCGCGCCAUCGCCGCCCAAGUGGGCAUCAUCCCCCGCGACAUGGCCGGGGUCGCGCAGGACGUGGCCGAGGCGAUGGUCAUGACGGCCAGUCAGUUCGAUCGACUCAGCGAGGAGCAGAUCGACGCGCUGCCCACCCUCCCGCUGGUGAUCGCCCGCUGCGCGCCGACCACCAAGGUGCGCAUGAUCGAGGCCCUGCACCGGCGGGGCCGCUACGCCGCCAUGACCGGCGACGGGGUCAACGACUCGCCCUCCCUCAAACGAGCGGACGUGGGCAUCGCCAUGGGCCAGUCGGGCUCCGACGUGGCCAAGGAGGCCUCGGAGCUGGUGCUGACCGACGACAACUUCGCCUCCAUCAUCCACGGCAUCGAAGAAGGCCGGCGCAUCUUCGACAACAUCCAGAAGUUCGUCCUGCAUCUCCUGGCCGAGAACGUCGGUCUCGCCCUGACACUCCUGCUCGGGCUGGCCUUCAAGGACGAGAACGGGCAGUCGGUCUUCCCCAUUGCCCCGGUGGAGAUCCUGUGGAUCAUCAUGGUCACCUCGGGGCUCCCAGACAUGGGACUGGGGAUGGAAGUGGCUGCGCCUGAUAUCAUGGACCGACCGCCUCAAAGUAAACAAGGCAUCUUCGCCUGGGAAGUCAUCCUCGACACCCUCGUCUACGGCCUCUGGAUGGCCGCCCUCUCGCUCGCCGCCUUCUCCCUCGUCCUCUUCGCCUGGGGGGACGGCAAUCUGGCUACGGGCUGCAACAGCGACUACACCGCCGCCUGCGACACGGUCUACCGCGCGCGCGCCACCACCUUUGUGUGUAUGACCUGGUUCGCCCUCUUCCUGGCGUGGGAAUUGGUCGAUCUGCGUCGGAGCUUCUUCCGUCUCCCUGCCGCCAGCCCCGACAAUCACGCCGCUCCAGAACCAGCAUCCAGCACAACCACACCCCGCCCCCUCCUCCAGCGACUCCGCAGCUGGCUCGCCUCCCUCCGCCGCAACCGCUUCCUCUUCGCGGGCAUCAUGGUCGGGUUCGUGACGACCUUCCCGAUCCUGUAUAUUCCGGUGAUCAAUGACGUGGUGUUCAAGCAUAGCGGGAUCUCGUGGGAGUGGGGGGUGGUGUUUGUGGAGGCGGGGUUGUUCUUUGUCGGGGUGGAGGCGUGGAAGUGGGGCAAGAGGGUGUAUUUCCGGCAUCGAACCCCCGGACGGGCGGGGGGGAGGGAGAAGGAGGAGAAGAGGGAUUUUAAUUUUUGGGAUGGGGAGGGUUAG
This is a messenger RNA of Aspergillus saccharolyticus JOP 1030-1, 3222 nucleotides long. Its product is annotated as sodium P-type ATPase. Gene Ontology annotation, cellular component: plasma membrane. Gene Ontology annotation, biological process: intracellular calcium ion homeostasis; calcium ion transmembrane transport. Gene Ontology annotation, molecular function: ATP hydrolysis activity; ATP binding; P-type calcium transporter activity. Lineage: Eukaryota; Fungi; Ascomycota; Eurotiomycetes; Eurotiales; Aspergillaceae. The transcript has 5 exons. The record is from RefSeq and is a predicted model, not a curated record. The coding region runs from base 1 to 3222 and encodes 1073 amino acids.